This is a messenger RNA of Hyalella azteca, 4675 nucleotides long. RefSeq names its product cyclin-dependent kinase 9. The coding region runs from base 262 to 1512 and encodes 416 amino acids. Gene Ontology annotation, cellular component: nucleus. Gene Ontology annotation, molecular function: ATP binding; cyclin-dependent protein serine/threonine kinase activity. The record is from RefSeq and is a predicted model, not a curated record. NCBI's taxonomy places the organism in Eukaryota, Metazoa, Arthropoda, Malacostraca, Amphipoda, Hyalellidae. Gene Ontology annotation, biological process: protein phosphorylation. The transcript is spliced from 10 exons.
UGGUAGGUAUCAAGGUAUCUUAUUAAAUACUCAAUUAUAAUUAUUGCCGACAUGACCAGUUUAAAACGAAAAUCUCCACAUAUUCGUUUUGCGUUUCAUUUGAGACUUCGAACUGAAAUAGUCAGCUGGUUCGUUUCUAGCAAAUUCACGUGAAUUCUGCUUCGCAUUGCCCAUCGAAAAAACUGGCGUAUACUUUUGGACUAUUUUCAUUUGUGAUAUUAGUAAUUUGCUCUAAAAUUUCUCGUCAAAACAAACGGAACUAUGAAUACCAAUCGAUUCAAUACCUCUCGAACCCCGAAAAAUGUUCCAGCUCCCGUGCCAACUCAAUUUCCUCCUAAUUCGUCAUAUUAUGAAGAUUUGGUCUUUCCAUACUGUGAAGAUAUUUCUGGCUAUGAACGGCUCACGAAAAUUGGGCAAGGAACUUUCGGGGAGGUCUUCAAAGCUCGGGCCCGCGACUCUGGCAGAAUUGUUGCGCUCAAGAAGAUCCUGAUGGACAAUGAAAAAGAAGGGUUUCCCAUAACUGCUCUUCGCGAGAUCCGUAUUUUAAAGUUGCUUAAUCAUGAAAAUGUUGUGAGUCUACUGGGCAUAAGCAGGCAAAAAGGGUUCCAGCACAAAACAGCUGGCAAAGGAAGUUCCAACAAAAACAAUCCAGGACCCCCCUUUGGUAUCAACGUGUCAAUGUUUUUUCUGGUCUUUGAAUUCUGUGAACAUGAUCUUGCUGGACUGCUCUCUAAUGUUGCAGUCAAGUUCAACAUGGCUGAAAUCAAAAAGAUAAUGCAGCAGCUGCUGAAUGGCCUGUACUACAUUCAUUCCAACAACAUCCUCCAUCGUGACUUGAAAGCUUCCAAUGUUCUUAUCACGAAGAAAGGUGUUCUCAAGCUUGCAGAUUUUGGUCUGGCUCGAGCAUUUAGUAAACCUAGGAACCAGAAAAACCGGUACACAAACCGUGUGGUGACGCUGUGGUACCGCCCUCCGGAGCUGCUGCUGGGAGAGCGUAACUACGGACCUCAUGUGGACAUGUGGGGCGCGGGCUGCAUCAUGGCAGAGCUAUGGGUGCGCUCCCCUAUCCUUCAGGGCGAGUCAGAGCAGAGACAACUGUACCUCAUAUCUAAGCUCUGCGGUUCCAUUACUCCUGAAGUUUGGCCUAGUGUCGUGGAGCUAGAGAUGUAUGGUAAAAUAGAACUACUUGCCAAUGCACCAAGGAAAACCAAGGACAGACUAUUGCCAUACAUCAAAGACAACUCGGCUAUGGAGCUCAUAGACAAGUUGUUGGUACUGGACCCAAGCAAGCGCAUAGACGCGACCUUGGCUCUAGACCACGACUUCUUCUGGAACGAUCCCCUGCCAGCUGACCUGUCGACGACGCUCUCGCAUCACACCAUGAGCAUGUUCGAGUACCUCGCGCCUACGCGACACAGACGUGGCGCCAUUAAGCCAGCGGGACCGCAGCAACAAGUCAUGCCGCCCAGGAAUCAGGACAACAUAUCUUCUUACCAGGAGAGAGUUUACUGAACAUAGUAGGUGGUUAUUCCGGCCAGUGCUGUGGUGGAAAUUCCAUUGCCAGGUCGUUGUUAUAGUCGCCUCACUCUUCCCUCAUACAUGAAAUUAAUCGAUUUCUCAUGUCACUUGUGUUAGCGGGUUAAAUCGUGUACCAAAAGAUCUGCUAUUUCGCAAGGCUGGCCGCUUGUCCCUUCAUAGUGAUAUGAAAAAAUCGAAAUUCAAAGCUUUUGAAUUAGGUUCAGAGCUUCAUGAAUUGAAUUCAUAUGUCAUUGAAUAGGAUUCCAUGCUGGUAUAUAAUGCAGAAACAAGGAUAAGAAAAAGAUUUCCAGAAAGGCUCCCAUUCAUUAGUUUGAUCCCUGUGCUUUACUGCAUAUGAAGGCUGUUCCCAAUGUUUUGAUCGUGAUCAGCUGAGUACUUUUAACUAUUUAUUGCGUAAUUUAAGGACAAAUUAAUUAGGUGUUGCAUACGAGAAGACGAUGUUGCCGUUUCUGGUGUGUCGGACUCAAAGAAGUGUUAGAGUUAACUUGUUGCUUUCCAUGUUGUAUUAUUGUGAGAGCGCGGAGGAAACUCCUGUGCAAUUCAUGCUGUUCUUGGGCAACACGAUAAUAAUGAUUGAGAAUUUAAAGCAGCCAAUACGCAGUUUAAACUAGAAUAAUUUGUUUUCUCGCGUUUUUCUGUGUUUUCUUGAUUUGCUUUAGUUAAAGUUUAUCUGAAGCUCCACUAUGUCAAGUAAAUUCCAGUAUAUUUGGCCUUGUAGUGUCUCCAACGUAUCUCACAUCAGAAAUGAAGGUUUGGUGAACGUUAUAUUUCAUUACAUGGAUUCACUGUCGUUUACGUAAAAGUUAUCAUUAUCAUUUGCUGCUAAAUAAGCUAAUUCAUAUAUUUUUUUUUCCAUGAGGAUGUAAAUGUUAUUUGCCGUGAAAAUACGGUAUGACGUGCUCCUGUGAAUUUUUACUGAAAUUUCGUAUUUUCUUAGUUUUCUGGUCCGUAGAUUAGGAAAGGCACGUUUUCAAGGCCUAGAAUUGCGGAAAUUCUGAGUGGCCAUAGUAUAAAGGUCGAUCCCUAACGUUUGAAAUAAGCGGCUUUUUUUGUGGCGAAAAUUUUGAAUUCUAAAAUGUUCAAAAUUGUCGAUAAAAAAUUGGAACAACCAAUAAUAACAAUUAUUCUUCGAGUCAGUAAAUUAUCUGUUAUUACGAUAUUUCCCUCCUGUUCUCCGGACUCCUGUACAUGUGAAUAACUAGUUUUCAUAUUCUGCCUGCAGUUUGAUCUGUCGAAUUUUGACAUUCUUUUAGAUGUUGGACUCAAGCGUUUUCAUUUCUGUACGCAGCAAACAAAAAAAUCCAUAUUUACUUUAGUGUUGUUGUUAACGUCACGGGUUAUUGGUUUCUGUGACAGCGUUCAGUUCAGCCGUUAGUGUACACCUCUCUUCUUGAAGACGUCAUUUGAUAAUAAUUGCCAGUAGAUGUAAUGCAAAUGAUGGCACUCGGAUCUGUGGUUGUCAGGGAGUUUUUUGGCGACCCAGGUGCGCUUUGUUUGCCCAGCGUGAUUUUGUUAUCAAAAUUAAUUAUCUUUAAUGGGGUAAUCUUUGUGCUAAUGGCUCUUGUGGAGUGUCCAAUAUGCUCCGUUGAUGUCAAUUAUCAUAAUCGCAUAUUAGCUGUAAUUGUUCCACAAAUGGUGCUCUAUCGUAGCAGUCAGAGCAAGUCCGGGGGUGGGUUUGUACUAAGAAUGGAUUUUGGUUUCGUGAUAUAGUGAUCUGAAGUUUGUUCUGAUUCGAGCAAUGAUAAGGAAGUGAUGUCUGUUUAAUUAAUUGAAUUUGUGCUGCCAUUUACCAGGUGCUUCAUGUAUAACCUGUCUUGUGCCCAUUGUCGAUAUGCUAUCUAAACUUAAUAAUUAAAAACUGCGGAGCCACCAUUUAAAAAAAAUUUAACAUAACGUUUCUUCAUGUGGUAUAGCAACUAAUUUGCAUUAUGAUUAUCAUCUUAUCGAUUUAAAAAUCUGCGGUUUUUAUGUUGUGAAAAUGCGAAACGUUACAGGGAAUAGGUGUCUGUGACAGUUAAUGGUUAAAAAAGAACUUUCUGAAUCAAUUGAGUAGAUACCUCUAUGCUUUACUUCAAUACUGUUCUCACCAAAACGCAGGGUGUAGGUUACACUCGGUCACGCUACGAUGAUUUAAAACUUCUUCUACUCGUGUUUUGUGGAAGUUUUUGACCCAAGCAAGUGCGAAUGUGACCAGGUGCGUAUCAUUUGUUAAAAUGAUAUCCCACGUGUACUUGAACCACUUUUCUUGCCUCUUAGUUACAGCGUUGAUAAUGAUGAUAAAUGUAGCAAGGGGUCCGUAAAUAUCAUUCGCUUUUGUCAUCUACGGUUGCCGGCUCUAACAAUCAGUUAUCAGACUAACUGAAUACACUUAGGGUAUAUCAAUAUCAAUUAUAAAAACUGCUGAAUUUUUUGCUUUUGUGUUUCCCUGACCAUUUAUGGAUCGAACUGGUAUAUUUUACUAUAUGUAUAUCGAUCAUACUCCGCUUCCAGUUUGUAACCAAGGGAUCUGUUAAUCGUUCCACUAAUCUUUUAAUUUUUAUAAUUACAUCUGUACUCUUAAUAAUUCGUUAAUUUCUUUGAACUCAAUUAGAUUCGAAAGUUCAUUAAAGUAAAGAAAUUGGUUGAGCUGCUUAUCAUCUUCAGUUUUGAUAUAUUGGCCCACUUUAUCUGGAAGUUCCGUGUUAGUUUACGUUUCAGCUACUGUUUCCAAUGUGUUCAUUAUUGAAAUUUCCCUACUGAAUCUUAUUUGGUUUCGAUAUUGAUGUCACGAGACCAGGUUUCAUUAGAUUUAUUAGUUGAAUUCGGUGACGUAGUUAAAUGUAGGAAUAGAGCUUUAAUCGCUUAGAUUACCUUCAAAUUGUAAGUAGAACAAGUAAAUUUAGGCUACUUUAAAAUAUGAUAUUUCACUGGUUUCCAGCGUGUCUAUGGUUGUGCUUGUCCAAUUAUGCUCUGAAGAACAUAGCGAUACGCUAGCUGUGCGCUACUUGGAACGCCAUCAGCUGACUGUGCUCCGUUAUCUCUUGCCUGUCUGCUUAAUUUUAUGGUCAUCUGUGAUAAUGUCAUCGGUGUAAGGAUUUUCUACAGGUUUUCCAUGUAAACAAUGUUAGAGGAAUGUUAAAACAUAGCAAUGACAAGU